AUGCUCGCCAAGAAGGAGCUGCAGGACCGGGUCAAGGCCUACCCUGACUUCCCCAAGAAGGGCGUCAUGUUCUUCGACAUGAUGCCGCUCCUCGCCUCGCACGAGUGCCUCACCGCCUGCGUGGCCCACCUGGCCGAAUCGCUGGCAGGCGUGAAGGCCUCCUACGUGGUCGGGCUCGAGUCCAGAGGGUUCCUGCUGGGUGUGCCGCUGGCGAUGAAACUAGGGAUGGGGUUCAUACCUCUCAGGAAAAAGGGGAAGCUGCCGGGCAAGGUCAUCAGUGUGGAAUACGAGCUGGAGUACGGUAAGGACUGCAUCGAGAUGCAGGAGGGCGUGCUCAAAUAG
This is a messenger RNA of Hippocampus zosterae (dwarf seahorse), 342 nucleotides long. RefSeq names its product adenine phosphoribosyltransferase-like. The coding region runs from base 1 to 342 and encodes 113 amino acids. Gene Ontology annotation, molecular function: adenine binding; adenine phosphoribosyltransferase activity; AMP binding. The record is from RefSeq and is a predicted model, not a curated record. The transcript has a single exon. Gene Ontology annotation, cellular component: cytoplasm. Gene Ontology annotation, biological process: adenine salvage; AMP salvage. Lineage: Eukaryota; Metazoa; Chordata; Actinopteri; Syngnathiformes; Syngnathidae.